Salarias fasciatus (jewelled blenny) is the source of this 1603-nucleotide messenger RNA. RefSeq names its product single-strand selective monofunctional uracil DNA glycosylase. The record is from RefSeq and is a predicted model, not a curated record. Lineage: Eukaryota; Metazoa; Chordata; Actinopteri; Blenniiformes; Blenniidae. Bases 137 to 943 code for a protein of 268 amino acids. Gene Ontology annotation, biological process: base-excision repair. Gene Ontology annotation, molecular function: oxidized pyrimidine nucleobase lesion DNA N-glycosylase activity; single-strand selective uracil DNA N-glycosylase activity. The transcript is spliced from 2 exons.
GCCGGAGCCUCUGCUGUUCUGUUGUUAAACCCCCCUCCCCCCGGGAAAGAAAUCAAACCAAAUUCUACCUACUAUCAACACGCUAAUGCUCCACUUUCCCCGACUUUUUAUCUGACAAACCACGGCCGGUUUAAACAUGUCGGAGGAGCAGCCGGAGGGGGGAGCGGAGCGGGCCGGGAGCGGCAGCGGCGCGGACGGGACCCCCUCCUCCAGGUUCCUGCAGGCUGAGCUGGAGCUGAACGCCCACCUGCGGCGGCUGAGCUUCGGCCAGCCCGUCUGCUACAUCUACAACCCGCUGGAGUACGCCUGGGACACGCACCGCUGCUACGUGGAGAAGUACUGCCAGCCCGGCAAGAGGUUCCUGUUUCUGGGGAUGAAUCCGGGUCCUUUCGGCAUGGCCCAGACCGGGGUGCCUUUCGGUGAGGUGAAGUCGGUGGUCGACUGGCUGAAGAUCACCGGGGACGUCGGCCAUCCUGACAACGAGCACCCGAAGCGGCGGAUCACCGGCCUCUCGUGCACUCAGAGCGAAGUCAGCGGCGCACGUUUCUGGGGAUUAUUCAGGAAGCUGUGCGGCGAGCCCGAGCGCUUCUUCCAGCACUGCUUCGUGCACAACCUCUGCCCGUUAAUCUUCAUGAACGCCAACGGGAAGAAUUUAACGCCCCCCGAGCUGAAGGCGGCCGAGCGCGACGCCUUGCUGGCCCUGUGCGACAUCGCGCUGUGCCAGGUGGUGGAGGCGCUGGGCGUCUCCAUGGUGAUCGGCGUGGGGAAGCUGGCGGAGCAGCGGGCGCGGCGGGCUCUGUCCGCCGCCGGCAUCAGCGACGUCCGAGUGGAAGGCAUCUUGCACCCGUCGCCGAGGAGCGCCCAGGCCAACAAGGGCUGGGAGGAGGUGGCCAAGGCCAAGCUGGAGGAGCUCGGCGUCUUGUCUCUGCUGUGUGAGACGUGAGCCAAUCAGGCUGCAGCGAAACUCCGAGCGGGUUCAGGACGAGAGAAGCUCAUCAGAGACUCUCUGAUCACAGCUUCAUGUGUGUGUCUUAACACACACCAAGGACAGUCUGUCAGACACUAACUUUAAUCAGCUCUGCUCCUAAAACAGUUUCUGCACUAAUGUACAAGGUACAUUUCAAGUUUAAUUCCAAAAUGUAAGCUCAGGGUUUGGCUGUGUGUGUCAGUAUGCAGUUUUGUGUUUGUGUGUUUUAUUAGUGAGCCCAUUGUUUACACUAAAAUCAUAGUCCCACAAAUGAAGACAGCAUCGUCUGGUGGUUUCACUCCUACACAUAAAAUAAUUGAAGUCUAAAGUUUUUAUACCUGAUAAUUAAAAUGUAUCAUGAUGAAAUUACAGGAAGACUUUAAACUCAUUUGUGGUUCAAACUUCCAGUUCAGCUCUCGACUGUAACUCCUGAAAUGUAAAGGACUGUGAUGCUCACUGUGAUGCUUUCCUCACUGUACUGUUCUUUUAUUAAUGCGUUUGUAGUCAUUUUUUAUUUCAUAUGAUCUCUAUUUUUUAUUCUUUAUACUCAGUGCUGCACAGAGUUGCAGAUUUUCUUUUUUGCAUCAAGGCUGUUGAAGUUGAAAGAAGCAGUUUGAAUAAACAAAGCAUCUUGAA